AUGACGAGCAAGGCGGGAGAUAGAGAAGUCGGUAAGGUAGGGAGUAGAGAUUUGAGACAGCGAAAGUUGGUAACUGAGGAGAAAUCGAAUGGUAAAAAUGUCUCAUUUAGGUUAGAGGAGUCGGGAGGGACGAGGAUAGUAGACUGGGAAAGAGAGCGAGAGAAGAUGAGAAGAGAAUGGAAAGAAGAGGUAAAGGAACUGAAGGAGGAGAUAAAGAAGUUAAAGGAGGAAUUACAUAAAACGAAGAACAAAGAGAAAAUAUGGGACGAAAGAUUCUGCGAUGUGGUAGAGAGAAUGGAAAAUGUUGAAAAAUGGAAGGAGGAGGUCAGGAAGGAGUUCAUAGGAGAAAAGGAGGAAGAGGAACUGAGAAGCAGCGAAGGAGAAAGUGAAAGAGGAGGAAGCAGCAGAGCAUCCAGAAUAAGAGAAAUGGAUUAUGUAUGCUUAAUAGAAACAUGGUUGGAGGAGAAAGGAUGGGAAAGAAUUAGGAAGAGAUUACCAACGACACAUUCAUGGGAUUGCAGCUUUGCGAUUAGAGAGAAGAAGAGGGGUAGAGCAAGAGGAGGUUUUAUUGUAGGAAUAAAUAAAGAGUGGGGAAAAAAGCAGCUAAAAGUAAAAUGGUUAGAAGAAGAAGGGAUGUUAGUAACAAAAGUCAAGAACAAAGAAGAUAAACGGUGUUUUAUAAUAAUAGGGAUAUACGCAAGAAACUGGGUUACAACAAGUAACAUGAUAGAGAGGAUAGUGGAGGAAAAUAAAGGAGAAUAUAUAAUAAUAGGAGGAGACUUUAAUGCAAGAACUGGUACGGAGGGAGGGAAUGAUGAAGAAGGAUGGGGAGUAGUACGCAAAAGCAAAGACAAAGUAGUUAACAAUAGAGGGAGGGAAUUCAUAGAUUUAGUAGGAGAAAUAGGGGGAAACAUUAUGAAUGGAACAAUGAAAGGGAAUAAAGAAGGGAAUAAAGAAGGGGAAUUCACAUAUGUAGGAGAGAGGGGUAGCUCAGUAAUAGACUACGUAGUAAUAAGCGAAUAUUGUAGAGAAAUUGUAAACGAUUUUAAAAUCGUAGGACGAUCGGACUCGGAUCAUAUGCCCCUGGUCUUGAAGGUGAAGAGGAACACAGGAAAAGAGAAGAAGAAGAAGACAGAAGAGAAGAAAGAAGAAAGAUGGAGGUGUAGGUGGAAAGAAAAGGAUAUAAAGGAAUAUAAGGAAAGGACGAAUGAGACGGAACCGAAAGGAGAGAUAAUAGAGGAGGUAACAAUAGAAGAAAAAUGGAAGGCGCUAAAGGAGUUGGUUCUCGAGGCUAUGACAAAAAUAAAAGUAAAAGAAGGAAAGAAAAGGAGACUAGGAUACAAGGAAUGGUGGGACAAAAGUUGUACAAGGAGGAAAAAGAUAGCCCACAGAAUUUACAGAGGUUGGAGAGUGGGAAAGCUAAACAGAGAGAGAUUUAUAGAGGAAAGAAGGAAGUAUAGAGAACACAUGGAAGAAAAGAAGAGAAAGUGGAAAGCGAAAGAAGAAGAAGAACUGAGGAAGUUGAAGAACGAGGCGGAGGUAUGGAAAGUAAUAAAUAGGAAAAGAGGAAAAGGAAAUUGGAUAGGAAAUGAGAUAAGUAAAGAGGCAUGGACAGAACAUUUUAGAAAACUAAUAGGAGGAGAAGAAGAGGUCCCAGAAGAGGAAAAGGAAAGAAGAGGAGCAGAGGAGAAGAAACAAGCAAAAAAACAAGAAGUAGAGGAAACGGACGAAGAAGAGCUGAAGGAGGUAGAAAUAAUUACGGCAAUAAAUAGAUUGAAGAAAGGAAAAGCAGCAGGUAUUGAUGGGAUUCCGAUGGAAGCCUGGAAAUACGGAGGAUCAAAAGUAAGAAAAAGAUUUGUGAAUUUAGUAAAGGAAAUCUGGAAAGAGAAAGAGAUUCCGGAAGACUGGAAGAAAAGUGUAAUUGUAACAAUUCACAAGAAAGGGGACACGGAGAAAGCGGAAAAUUAUAGAGGAGUAGCGCUGUUAUGUACGGCCUACAAGAGAAAAGCUUUGGGAACUGAUGGAGGAGUGGAGCAUAAACGGAAACAUAAUCGACAGGUUGAAGGAAGUAUACAAAAAAACGAUGGCAACAAUCAGGACGGGAGAUGGACUAACAGAGGAGUUCAAGACAAGAAAAGGACAAAGAAUAAAGAAGCCAUGGUGGAUAUGAUGGGAACGCUAAGGAGAUUUCUAAAAGACAGAAAACUAGUUUUAAACGUGGAAAAAUCGAAAAUUAUGGUUUUCAAUAGUGGAGGGAGAGAGAAGAAAAGAAAAUGGACAUGGGAAGGAAAGAAAAUAGAAGAAGUACAAAAAUUUAAGUAUCUAGGCUUCACGUUUAACAAAAGAGGGGAUUAUACGAGUCACAUAAAAGAGCUAAGGAGAAAGGGAAGGAUGGCGGCAAAUAUAGUAUGGGGUAUAGGCGAAAGGAUGUGCAAAAACGAUUUUUCGAGGCGAUGGAUUUUAUUUAGAUACUUGGUAGAAAGCGUGAUGGUAUACGGAGUAGAGAUAUGGGGAUGGGAAGAAAGGAAAGAGUUAGAAAAGAUACUUUUGGAUUAUAUGAGAUGGAUGUUCAAAUUAGAUUUUUGUACGCCAAGAUAUUUAAUAACGAAAGAGUUAGGUUUAAGAAAGUUAAAAGGAGAAUGGGGAAUUAGAGCAAGAAAAAAUGGCUGGGGAGUAAUAGCGAUUAAUGACAUGCCAAGAUCGAAGAGAAAUCUAAUAGAGGAGCUAAGAGAAAGAGAAAGAGAUGUACAAGCGCAAGAAGAAGAAAGCAGAAUAAAAGAAGCGAGGUAUAAUAAAAAAUACAAGGAAUUCAGAAAAGAAAAUGGUGUACCAAGAUACAUAGAAGAAGGAUUAGAAAGAGGAGAUAAAAGAGAAGAAGGAAUAAGGGCUUUAAUUAGAUUAAGAUGCGGAAACAUGGAAAAUGAUAAUAAAUACUGGUUAGAGGAGGAAAAUAGGAUUUGUAUAUUUUGUAAGGAGGGGAAAGACAAUAUGGAGCAUUUUACAAGUGAAUGUAAGGUAAUAGGUGAUUGGUUUGUAGGAUUAGGAGAGAAUAUAUGUUUGUCAGAUUUGGUUUACAUUGGGCAUCCUAAUGCGGACACAGUAGGAUACGGUUUUGACGACGUUUGCCGGACGCAAGCUACCUUGUCCGCUUCUGGCCGGUCCGCCGAGCAGAAGCUCCCUGGGUUGACAAAGAGAUCAAGCGCCUCGGUCUCUGUCAAGACACUUGGCUCUCAACCGCCUCCGAUACCGAUUCCGACUCCGCUUCCUGACUCGCCGCAACAGACUCAAGUAAACUUGGGCCCCGUCAAGACACUUGACGCAGGGCGAUCCUUUCAGCCUCCCGAGUCCGACGCUACCUUGCGUAAGGGGGUACGGUGCUCCGUGCCUCCACCAAGCGCACUCGGAGUGGGGUAG
Solenopsis invicta (red fire ant) is the source of this 3414-nucleotide messenger RNA. RefSeq lists its product as uncharacterized. The record is from RefSeq and is a predicted model, not a curated record. The coding region runs from base 1 to 3414 and encodes 1137 amino acids. Gene Ontology annotation, molecular function: catalytic activity. The transcript has 7 exons. Lineage: Eukaryota; Metazoa; Arthropoda; Insecta; Hymenoptera; Formicidae.